Messenger RNA from Macadamia integrifolia, 782 nucleotides. RefSeq lists its product as uncharacterized. Bases 327 to 524 code for a protein of 65 amino acids. The transcript is spliced from 3 exons. The record is from RefSeq and is a predicted model, not a curated record. Lineage: Eukaryota; Viridiplantae; Streptophyta; Magnoliopsida; Proteales; Proteaceae.
GUUAAAAAUAGAAAAAUAGAACUUCAUUCCCCAUUUUAUUCGCCUUCUCUGUUUUUUUUUUCAUUCGACCAAGAGGAUAGGCGCUCAUCUUCAACUGCUCUGCUACUUGUUUACCACAAACCCUAGUUGAAGACGAUCUCUGAAACGAGUAGAGGGAGAGAAACAGAUAGCCGAAGGGAACAUAGCCUGUGGCGGAUCGUGUCGACCUCUCAAGAAACUUUCUGGAGCUGGAGGAUUCUAUCACCGAACCACCGAGGUGAAACCCUCAGCACAUCCAGCCUUGUGCAAGUUUCAAGGGCAACACCAGAAAUCUUAACACUUACACGAUGUCUGGGCUUUUGAGGUUUGGCAACCUUGCACCCAAGAUGAAGAACCUGAUUGUAGCUGGGAGCUUAACAGGGUUUGUCUUUGGGGUAUAUUUCUACACUAUGAGAGCUGUUGGGGGUACCGAUGAGUUGCAGGUGGCCAUUGACAAGUUUGAAGGGGAGAAACACAAGAAAGAAGCUGAAACAAGUGUUUCAUAAGGUCCUGAUCUCCUUUUCCCUAUUUCCUGUAUUUUGACCCUUGGAUUUUUUCUUGCUAGAUAAGUGGAUUCUAAGUGAGUCUGGUCUAUGUUAGAUUUGCAAGAGCAAGUUUUUAUUCAGUUAAAAGGUGUUGACACCGGUCGUCUAAACGGUCAUUGUAAGUUUAUGGCUUUUCUAGGCAGAGGACUCUAAUGGAUAGAUAGAAUUUGUUAUCAUUACAAAAAUAAAUUCAAUGCAACUCUUUACUCUUUAGGAUUA